Messenger RNA from Zingiber officinale, 3167 nucleotides. RefSeq names its product protein unc-13 homolog. Lineage: Eukaryota; Viridiplantae; Streptophyta; Magnoliopsida; Zingiberales; Zingiberaceae. The transcript is spliced from 5 exons. The record is from RefSeq and is a predicted model, not a curated record. Bases 118 to 3048 code for a protein of 976 amino acids.
CUAUUAUUAUACAAUCGCCCGCAGAAGACGCAGCUCCACAGCGCGCUAACGCCACCUGACCCAACCCAGCACAACACCGUCACCCCCGCCCUUAGCCGCUCACAGCCGCCGUGGACGAUGGGCACCCGCCUGCGCCGCCGAUCUUCUAGCUCCAGUGUCUUCUCCGCGUUGGAAGAGCCGGAGGAGGAGGACGGCGGCGAGCUCCAGUGGCCCUUCGGUCGCCUCGACACCCUUACCCGCGACGAGCUCAAGGAGACCGCCUAUGAGCUAUUCUUCACCUGCUUCCGUUCGUCCUCCGGAGGCCGCCCCCGUGAUGGAAGCGACGCGGGGACAAAAGCCUCCUCGCCCGGUCGCGGGGGCCUGACGCCGGCGACAAGCCGUGUAAAAGACGCUUUGGGUCUGAGGGCGAAGCCGUCGGUGCCUGUAAGGACUACGGUUUCGACAUCGGCGUCGGGGUCGCUGUUCGCGACGCUGCCUCAGUCGGCAAAGGGGAAGCCUCGGCCGAUGACGUCGGCGGAGAUCUUGAGGACGCAGAUGGGAUUUACGGAGCAAACCGACGGCCGUCUCAGGAAAAUCCUCAUGCGCUUUCUUGUGGGCCAGGUAGCCAAGCAAGUGGAGACAAUCAUCCUCCCUUUGGAGCUUCUUCGCCAUCUAAGGCCAGUUGAAUUUGGUGAUCCUCAUGAGUACCAACGAUGGCAACAUCGUCAGCUUAAAGUCUUGGAAGCAGGAUUGCUCUUGCACUCAUCCGUGCCUACUGAUAGACUUCACCCUGCAGGACUUCGUCUAAGAGAGAUCGUCUCUGCGAGUGAGUUCAAACCUAUUGACACCAGCAAGCAUUCAGAGGCCAUGCGUGCCUUAUGCAAUUGUGCUAUGUCCUUAGCAUGGCGUCACCAGAGUGUUGCUCCAGUGGAAGUGUGUCAUUGGGCUGAUGGAUUCCCCUUAAAUGUACACCUCUACUUGUGCCUGUUUCGAUCAAUCUUUGAUCUCAGGGAACCGACAAUUGUGCUAGAGGAGCUGGAUGAGUUGCUCGAGCUGAUCAAGAAGACUUGGACUACCUUGGGGAUUAAUAAAAUGAUUCAUGAUGUGUGUUUCACUUGGAUUUUGUUCGAGCAAUACAUUGUGACCGGGCUAGUGGAAUCUGACCUAAUGGAUGCAACAUUGGCAAUGUUGGAUGAGGUGGCAAUAAAUGCCAAGCAACUGGACAGGGAGCCGAGUUACAUGAAGGUCUUGAUGCCAACAAUGACCUCACUGAAGUUGUGGGCAGAGAAGCAGCUCUUGAACUAUCACGAGUGCUUUGACAAAGAUGUAACGAUGAUGGACAGCGUGCUCUGUUUGGCAGUCUCGGCCACAAAGAUAGUCAGGGAAGAGACAUCAAGCAUUGGAAGUGUGGGAAUGAUAGUGAAGCAUGACAUCAGGGAAGGGAGAAAUUUGUUACUCAAAAACUGUGUUGAUCAAUAUAUAAGAACUUCUGUGAAGAGUGCUUUUACCAAGGUAUACGAUCACGGAAAAUUCGAUAACAUGGUGGUAGAAGUAGAUGAGGAUCCUAAUGAUACCAUGAUAAAUCUGACAAAAGCGACAGAGAGCAUAGCCUUCGUGGAGAAGGCUAAAUACAGUCCAUUACUAAAGAGGUGGCAUCCUAUUCCUAGAGCAAUUGCUGCAGUGACUCUACACAGCUGUUUUGGUGCUGUACUGAGGCAGUACAUGUAUAAAUUCUCAUGCUUAACAAAAGAGUUGGCCAAUCUUCUAAAGAUUGCAGGGAAUCUAGAGAAACUGCUAAUUCAAAUGGUAACUGAGGAGGCAGCUGAGUCUGAAGAAGAUGGGAAGGAAAUCUUGCAUGAAAUCACUGCGUAUGGAGUGGACUCCCUCCUUUUCAAGCUUACCAAGCAUUGGGUAGAUGAUAGGCUCGGUAUGGCAAGACAAUGUAUCAACAGCGCAAAGGAGAGUGAGAAUUGGAAUCCUGUGUCCAAAUCGGAGCCAUACGCUGAGUCUGCAGUGAAUAUAAUGAACAUAACCAAGGUGACAGUGGAUGAGUUUUUUGAGAUCCAAGUAGAGCCAAAAGACACCGAAGUAGCAAAAAGCCUUGCAGAUGGAUUAGAUACUAUCUUCAAGGAUUAUAUCUUGUUUGUUGCAUCAUGUGGUUCCAAGGAGAGCUACAUACCGGCACUUCCUCCAUUGACAAGGUGCAAUCAGGACUCAAGAGUGUCCCAGCUUUGGAAGAAGGCGGCCGCCCCUUGCAGCGCCGGCGUUGUGGCCAUCGACCCCAGUAGCUUCCCCAUUCCCCGCACAGCCCACGAGGUAGGCGAUGCUCACCGCCACACCGCCAGCCGCAGCACCCAGCGCCUCUAUGUCCGCCUCAACACCUUGAACCACAUCCUUCACUACAUGGACGACAAAUCCUCCUCCUGCAAAAUUCAGAUCGAAGGCGCCCGCAGCUCCAUCCACGCCGCCAUCCUCCACGUGGCCGAGGUCGCCUCCUACCGUCUCAUCUUCCUCGACUCCGCCCACUUUUUCUACGACUCCCUCUACAUGGGGAGCGUGAUCGGCGCUCGGGUCAACCCUGCUUUGCGGGCGCUGAGCCACAACAUAGCCCAUCUUUCGGUGGUGCUCAAGGAGCCGGCGCGGGCGAAGAUGUUGCGGGAGGUGCUGCGGGCAUCUCUGGAGGCGUUCCUGAUGGUGGUGCUGGCGGGUGGCAGCGGCAGGGCGUUUUCGCGGGCGGACUUCGAGAUGGUGGCAGAGGACCUGGCGAGCUUGAAGCGGCUGUUCGCGCAGGCGUGCGCGGAGGAUGCGGUGGCGGAGGCAGCGGCAGCGGCGGAAGGGGUGGUGGCGCUGAUGGCGAUUCCGACUGAGAAGUUAGUGGAGGAGUUCAGCAUCGCGGCGUGCGAAGCCAGCGGGUUGGGAAGGUCUCUGGAGAGGGUGCCGAUGCCGCCGACGACGGGAAGGUGGCACCGCUCCGACCCCAACACGAUGCUCCGCAUCCUCUGCCACCGAGACGACGACGCUGCCAACCGGUUCUUGAGGCGGACCUUCCAGCUGCCCAAGAGGAAGUGAACCGGUCGCUCCAUCAACCGCGAUUUGCCACCGUCUUGUAAUUUCGUUGGGUUGCAUGCCCUCUUUGUAUUUGAAUUUAAUAAGUAAAGCAAAUCGAAAUGAAUGACAGACAUUAUUGU